This is a messenger RNA of Penicillium alfredii, 1044 nucleotides long. Its product is annotated as zinc-dependent alcohol dehydrogenase family protein. Gene Ontology annotation, molecular function: oxidoreductase activity. The coding region runs from base 1 to 1044 and encodes 347 amino acids. The transcript is spliced from 4 exons. The record is from RefSeq and is a predicted model, not a curated record. NCBI's taxonomy places the organism in Eukaryota, Fungi, Ascomycota, Eurotiomycetes, Eurotiales, Aspergillaceae.
AUGGCUCCAACGAGCAUGAAGCAAUGGGUGGUGCAGGACACAGAGAACGGCUUCGACGGACUCGUCUAUCAGGAUGCGCCGGUGCCGAAGGUCGGUGAGAACGAGGUGCUGGUGAAGCUGCAGGCCGUGUCGCUGAACUAUCGCGACUUGAUCAUUCCGAAGGGUAUGUACCCAUUUGCGGUCAGGUCCCCCGUGGUGCCCGGUUCCGACGGUGCCGGCGAGGUUGUCGAUGUGGGAUCCAAGGUCACCGAGUUCCAGAAGGGCGAUCAGGUUGCGACCCUCUUCAACCAAGGCCACCAGUAUGGCGACAUUGAUUUCCAGGCUGCGGGGACUGGUCUCGGUGGUGCCAUUGACGGCACUCUGCGGGAAUACGCCGUGUUCGACCAACAAGGUCUGGUCAAGGCCCCGAAAAACCUCAAUGCUCUUGAGAAUAGCACCCUCUCCUGUGCGGCCCUCACGAGUUGGAACGCCCUGUAUGGUCUCAAGCCUCUGCGACCCGGCCAGAUUGUGCUGGUGCAGGGAACGGGAGGUGUGAGCAUUUUUGCUCUGCAGUUUGCCAAAGCAGCUGGCGCGACUGUCAUUGCCACGACCUCUUCGGCAGCCAAGGCCGACAAGCUCAAGAAGCUCGGCGCCGACCACGUCCUCAACUACAAGAUCGACGCGAACUGGGGCGAGUCGGCGCGCCAGUUGACUCCCGGUGGGGUCGGCGUGGAUUAUGUGGUCGAGGUUGGUGGGACAGGCACGCUCCAGCAGAGUUUCAAGUGCAUCAAGUUCGAGGGCAUCAUUAGUAUCAUUGGAUUCCUCGGCGGUGUCGACCCUAAGGGCCAACCUAGUGUCCUGGACACGCUGAGCCACAUCUGCACAGUGCGGGGUGUCUAUGUGGGGAGUAAGGCGUUGAUGAAGGAUAUGGUUCGCGCUAUCGAGGCCAACAAUAUCCACCCGGUGGUCGAUGAAAAGGUGUUCCGCUUGGACCAAACCCGGGAUGCCUAUGACUAUAUGUGGGCCCAAAAGCAUUUUGGAAAAUUGACGGUCAAAAUCGACUAG